UGGCAGAGGGUGAGCCUGCCCCGAUGGGCUGCAGCUGAUGCAGCAGCAUCAAAGGGAAGCCGCAGAGAACUGCUGCGUAGACCCAUAGAGAGCUACCGCUGCGACAGGUUGGGGGAAAGGGGAGAGUCCCUGAAGGAAGAUGUGGCCGUGUAACGAAUCCUGCCUGUAAAGUGCUGUGGACCUGCCAGCUAGAAGCUGGGGGAUGCAUUUACAGUUAUUCGGGUGGGAUAUAUGCGUGGAGGGAGCAGUGUGGCAUCAACUCUGAGAGCUGCUGUGUUAGGAGGCAGCAUCCUGCCCUGCCGCAGAGAAUGGACUGCAUCGUGCCAACAUGCGUUUUCCAUCUCGGCUGGCCAUGAGGCUAAAAACCGCUGAUUCACAUGACCCAGGCACGGAGACUCCCCAGCUGCCUCCGUCUCGCGGAGUAGUGAGGGGAAGAGAAGGCGGUGCUGAAAGUCUGUCAAGACCUAAGGUGGGAAGAAAUCUUGGCUGGCCAGUUUCAAAGCCUUUGGAUCAGGGAUUAAGGUACCCGAGCUCCCAGCCAUGGAAGCCUCUACCUGGCAGUGCUAUGGAUAUCUACUGGAUGACACAAGUAAGGCAAAUGGGAGAGACUGCACCCCUUCCCGGAGAACCCCCAAAGUGACGUGUGAAGAUUAUACUCUGCUAGAUAAGACUCAGCUCAGCCAGGAGGGCCUGGGGCACAGGAUGGAGAGAGGUAACCUUCCGGACCCCGAGCGUGAGCCGCACGGCUCUGCCAGGUUACAGACGAGCAGAAGCCUGCGUGAGAGAGGGCAGCGGGGGCCGGUGGCCGAGGAGCCGUGCUUGGAAGAACAUGCUGUUUCAAAAGCGCGCAGGAGAAACGAGGAGGGGGGGGUCUCUCCAAAGGUGUAUGAAAUACAGGUUGGCCAGAGGCGACCAGGUACCAGCAGGACGGUGAAGCCUGUUGUGUAUAGGCUGGAGGAAAGUGAAUACAGACGCCUGAUCCAGGAGGGAGAAACCGAAUGUGAAGGGAAGUGGGAAAUGACAGAGUACAAGAUACCUUUGAUUCAGAAAAAGCUCGGUCACCAGGAAGGUUACCCAGGGAACGAGAAGGCAGCAAGUCCAAAUGUAAAUAUGAUCAACACUUUCCAAGGAACCUUGAGGAAGCAGAUAAGCCGUUCGGACUCCGAAAGUAGCGUAGAGAACAGACAAGUUAAUAAACUGACAUUGAACUCUCCCUCAGAGGAAAAUAAACCGAGCGUCCCAGUCAGGUCGGAUAGCUUUGAGCGAAAUGCCAUGCUAAUGGAUUACAUUUUGCAGAACAAACAGGAGACGACAACAUCUGUUUCACACGUCCCAAGAGAAAGCAGCAAGCCAGCUGAAAGCUUUAGGCAGACGUUUAACUUCGCCCCUCAGACCGACGACUCUCCAGACCUUUGCCAGAACGGUCAGACUAGCGAAGAGGAUCCAGUCAGGAAGCCAGAGAAAGAUAAGCAGGUUGUGAAGAGCCUUGAGAUAAUGGUCUCUGCGGCUGCAAACUGUGCUUCAGGGGCUAGAGACACUGAAAAGCUUUCAAGGCAGAACAGCAGCCAGCUCCUUGAGAGCUGGGAGCAGCUCGGAGGUGAAGCAGAUGCAGGAAUACUUGAUCUGUAUAGUCAGAAAAAUACCCCGCCAGCCCCUCCAGCCAGGUCCCACAGCAAAGAGAGUCUGGCGUUAAGUAUUAGCAAGAGUAUGGCAAUGACAGAGGUGCUGCUGGAGCAAUGCAGCGAUGCGGCAAAGCUUGCCAAGAAGCCGACAGCAGCUGCAGCCGAGCGCGGCGCGGACCAGCUCACUGGAGGAAGGAUUCCAGGAGGAGGGGGCCCGGAGGAGCAGGAACGGAAGGGGAGGAAGGAUCAGGAGGAUGAGAAAGUGCUUAAAGUUGCCGACGCAAAGAAAACUUUUGAAAAGCAUAAGGCACCAGAGGGGAAGGCAGCAACACCACCGCCCAGCACGGCCAGAAAAGACACGAUGAGGCGAGUGGUACGACAGAGCAAAUUUCGGCAUGUGUUUGGCCAAGCGGUGAAAAACGAUCAGUGUUACGAUGACAUCCGCGUUUCCCGCGUUACUUGGGAUAGCUCCUUUUGUGCAGUAAACCCCAGAUUUGUUGCAAUAAUUGUAGAAGCUAGUGGUGGUGGAGCGUUCCUGGUGCUGCCUUUGCACAAGACAGGCAGAAUUGACAAGUCAUAUCCAACAGUCUGCGGCCACACAGGACCGGUGCUCGACAUAGACUGGUGUCCCCAUAAUGACCAGGUCAUCGCCAGUGGUUCGGAGGACUGCACCGUCAUGGUGUGGCAGAUUCCUGAGAACGGACUCACCCUGUCCUUGACGGAGCCCGUGGUAGUUUUAGAAGGCCAUUCGAAAAGAGUCGGCAUUGUGGCGUGGCACCCGACUGCGCGUAACGUGCUGCUCAGCGCAGGUUGUGAUAAUGCAAUCAUCAUCUGGAAUGUGGGAACAGGUGAAGCCCUCAUAAACUUGGAUGACAUGCAUGUGGAUGUGAUUUACAAUGUGAGCUGGAAUCGCAAUGGUAGCCUAAUCUGUACAUCUUCCAAAGACAAAAAAGUUCGAGUUAUUGACCCCAGGAAACAAGAAAUCAUUGCUGAGAAAGAGAAGACCCACGAGGGAGCCCGGCCCAUGCGAGCCAUUUUCCUCGCUGAUGGAAACAUCUUCACAACUGGCUUCAGCCGCAUGAGUGAACGGCAGCUUGCCCUUUGGAAUCCGAAAAACAUGGAGGAGCCAAUAGCCCUUCAUGAGAUGGACACCAGCAAUGGGGUUCUGCUGCCGUUCUAUGAUCCAGAUACCAACAUUAUUUACUUGUGUGGCAAGGGUGACAGCAGCAUUCGCUACUUUGAGAUCACAGAUGAAUCCCCCUACGUUCACUACCUCAACACCUUCAGCAGCAAAGAGCCGCAGAGGGGCAUGGGGUUCAUGCCAAAGAGGGGCCUGGACGUGAACAAGUGUGAGAUUGCCAGGUUCUUCAAGCUUCACGAGAGGAAAUGUGAGCCCAUCAUCAUGACGGUCCCUCGAAAGUCGGACCUUUUCCAGGAUGACCUGUACCCCGAUACAGCUGGCCCUGAAGCAGCUCUGGAAGCAGAAGAGUGGUUUGAGGGGAAGAAUGCCGAUCCCCUCCUCAUUUCCUUGAAACACGGGUACAUUCCAGGCAAGAAUAGGGAUCUCAAAGUGGUCAAGAAGAAUAUACUGGACAACAAGCCUGCAGCAAACAAGAAAAGUGAUCUCAUAAAUGCUCCAAAGAAAGCAGCUGAUGCCUCAAACAUUCAAAACGAAGCCAAAUUGGAUGAGAUUUUGAAAGAGCUGAAAUCUAUAAAAGACACAAUCACCAGUCAAGACGAGCGCAUUUCCAAGCUAGAACAGCAGAUGGCGAAGAUCGCAGACUGAGCGGAGGGCGAGCGCGGCGGCUGGCGCCCGCUGCCAGCCCAGAACACAUUCCAGUUCCCAAGUUCGGCAAGCAGCAGCGUGCAGCAUUCCAAUACGAGCUUUCCCGUUCUCCUAAAUUAACGUCAACGAAAGCCGAUGAUUAAAAGCCAAGCUUUUUAGUGAAAAGAUUUUUUUUCCUGAUGUUUUAAUGAAUUUAUGUGACUGUGUCAAACAAGUCAAAAAGAAUAAGUGCUACUUUUACAGUCUUUUUUCCAGAUGUUCUGAAUUCUUGAAAACAAACCCAUUCUGACUUUCAAUGUUGUGCCCAAAUAUCUUUUUCUAGAUUUAGGGACCAAUACCACAUUGUUCUUAACCAUUUUUUAAAGUUGCCAAAAACAAAAAAAAACAAAGGUUGCUUUUUAUUUUUCUUAUUUGCCACUUUGCAGUAUUUGUGUUUUAAAUUUAAAGGGACGGCACUGUGUGUGUGUGCGUGCGCAUGUGUGUGUGGUGGAUGUUUAUACUGUUUAGAGAACAAAACUGAAGCUAUUUUGUAUAAAUCUUCAAUUUUGAACAAUCAGAUCAGUUUCGUUUGCAGUGUGGCCAAGGCUGCUGCUGAGACCCCUCAUAAAUCCAUGCAAGUUGACUUUCCUGCCUUGCAUUCUGGUCACUGUUUCCUGUUAGUUAGAAAACACGGUUUCGAAUGAGGUGAUUCAUGCCACAAAAUGCCUUUUGCCCUUUUACACCCUACAGAAAUUUUAAAGUAGCAUCAUGCUGCCCUUUUAAAAUAAUCUGUGGUUUCGGAUUAUUCUAGCCAUGUCCAAAUGGGCAUGUUUUAGUUUCUGGGUUUGUUUUUUUAUUUUAAGGCAAAAGUUACCUUAAUGCAGAAAAUGUUUUUACACUUAUCCAUGGACUAUAACCUUUAGGGCGUGCAAUGAGAGAUGAAUGCCAAUCUGCAAGCAGUGGGACAUUCGCAUGUAAGCAGGUUCUCCCUCGUGUCCCUUUCAGCUGUAUGCAUUGCUGUAAAUACUCGUUUCUGCACUAGAGCUGCGACACCAGGCUCUUUGGCUCAUUUACUUUAAGAAGCUUUGAAAAUUUGUGAGCUUGUAAUUCUUUGGCCCCCAACUUUAGUGCUGUUGUUAGAAAUUUCUGCCCUGACUUUGCUUCCAAAGCAGCAUUAGAAAUAGCUAGGUGAUUUUAUAGUGACAGGUCUCCAGAAACGAAAUUCCUCCUUUUUUUUUCUUUCUUUUUUUGUUUUCUCCCUCAUCAUUCCUGCCUCUUUACCCCACCCCUGCUGUAUAACUUUGCAGAAAAUACUUUGUUCCCGGAUCAGAUAAGUGACCUUCAUCCCGGGCCCAAUGCAGUCCCAGCCCUUCGGCGCAGAAGGGCCAGGGGAGGGUGGUUGGUUUUUGGUCCCAGUUUGGAGAACUGGUUUCUCACGCUGUCCUUGGAGAUCCUCAGGUGAUGCGAGACCCGGCGAGCACACAGCACCCAAAGCUCAUCUUGAAAUUUCUCCUACGCCUCAGCGAACCUCUGCUCGCCCGGGUCUCUGCUGCGGAAGGGGGUGCCGGUGCUAGGAGAGGGGCCGCACGGCGUCCCCCCCCCCCGGGCCUGGGGGCCCUCCCCGGCGGUGGGAGCGGGAGCCGGGCCCGGUUUUGCCCGGUUGUCGCAUCGGUGCUGCUCGUCUCGGGACAGCCCGCCCGAGCGCUGGCCGGGAAACGCUUGCUGCCCUUGCCGAAUCCCGGUGUGGGCAAAGACUAUCGGGGUGUCGGGGUGAAGUGACCGUCAGCUGAUGAGCCUGAACACCCCGGGCCGGGGUCGGUCCUCGAAGCAGCUCACUGCCAUGUUGCCCCGCGUGCGCGGAGCUGCCCCGCCGGAGCCCCCGGAGGCUGCCUCAGCCUGGGACCCGGCGUCCCCCCAGCCAGCCUCAAGUGAGCCUUUCCCGUUAGGUUAGCUAGAAAUCCUCAAAUUCUCCGUUUUUCUAGUGUUUGCAUGUUCAAAACGUACAGGUUACGGAUUCUCUGUUCGGAAGGAUGUCUGUGUUUGUGGUGGGACGGGAACUCGCACCGCUGGGACAGCAAAGUAGCUGGAGAGGCACGAGAACAGGCUGCGAAAAGACAGAGAAUGUGUUAUAAUUUCAUAGCAUGGAAGAUGCAUAAAAGUGGUUUUUCUUUGUUUAAGCGGUGAGCACGGCAGCGGGGAGACUCAAUCCUGCUGCGCGCGGCUGGGGGGGGUGGGAGUUACCACCGACGCUGGAUUCGCAGUCCGGGCGCUCCGGGUUAUUUGGAUGUUUGGUGAUGUUUUUGUAUUGCAGUAAAUGGCUGAGAUGAUGUGUAUUUUUUUUUUUUUUUUUGAAAACAAAACCAAGCAUACUGCUCCCCCAAAAGGCGAUCUCUGUGUCGAUUUGUAUGUGUGAUUCAGGGCUGCGUGCUUGGGGACCGCUGGUUUGUCUGACCGGAGGGAAAUCCGGUUCCGAAGCGCUGGGUGGAGAUGCCCAGCCUGGGUGGUCUGAGGGGGGUGGAGAAAAGUCCGCCGUGGUUUUUAGUUUAUAGCUUGUAUUUUAUUUAAAUGAACUGAUGAUGCCUAGCCGGGCUCAAACAGAGUCAGUGCCUGAAGCUUUUUGUAGCCGUGAUAGCCCAGAAGAGAACCAGCGAAGUCCUGAGAGAUGCGCUCUUAUAGAGCGGCCAUACUAUCUGUCCAAAUAUUUGCUUCCAUUUUCAAAAGAUAAAAGUCAUUGAUUACGAA
Messenger RNA from Dromaius novaehollandiae (emu), 6129 nucleotides. It is a transcript of the gene CORO1C, whose product is annotated as coronin 1C. Gene Ontology annotation, molecular function: actin filament binding. Gene Ontology annotation, biological process: actin filament organization; neural crest cell migration. Lineage: Eukaryota; Metazoa; Chordata; Aves; Casuariiformes; Dromaiidae. The coding region runs from base 541 to 3408 and encodes 955 amino acids. The record is from RefSeq and is a predicted model, not a curated record. The transcript has 11 exons.